Entamoeba invadens IP1 is the source of this 5130-nucleotide messenger RNA. Its product is annotated as protein serine/threonine kinase, putative. The transcript has a single exon. The coding region runs from base 1 to 5130 and encodes 1709 amino acids. Lineage: Eukaryota; Evosea; Mastigamoebida; Endamoebidae. The record is from RefSeq and is a predicted model, not a curated record. Gene Ontology annotation, molecular function: ATP binding; protein kinase activity. Gene Ontology annotation, biological process: protein phosphorylation.
AUGAGCUUUAAAUUCAUGAUAAAUUCACAUAUAUUGAUACACCUUUUAAUUUUGUAUGUAAUGGGUAUUAAUGACUGGUGUGAAGUUAAUGGUGUCAUUUCUUGGUACAAUAACGUUGAAAAGUGUUUCAGAGAUUAUUGGAAUUGCAAUAAAGAUACUUUCAUUUUUGGAAACGGGUGUUGUAUGGGAGAUAUAAAAACAUUCGAAGAAAUUACACCUGGUGGGAAUGAGUAUAGAAUUUUCCAGUUUAUAGAUUAUCAUGUGAUUAAUUUAAAAACUUUAUUUAUUCGAGAAAAAUAUUCAUAUCACAGUUUCUAUAUCCAAGAACGUGCAAGACCUGACGGUUUAUUUGUUUCUGUGGGGUGUUUUAAUAAUGAAACUUUUUGUCGGAAAUCCGUUGAUAAUGGCAAAAUUCUUGGUAUUGAUCUUCAUUUUAAAGCCAUUUCAAUCUACUCAGAUAUCAAGGAAAACAUCAGAAUUGAUAAUUAUAUCACAAGAAUAGACAAACCCCCACAACUUUUUAUUGAUGGAAAAGAAAAACCAAAUUAUGUUGAAUUUCUUUUUAAAUAUUUGGACAUCUAUGGACAACAAUAUUCUCAACUCAGAUUUUUAUUUACAGGAAAUGUAGAUGAAGAGAAUGUAAAAGUGAAAUACGAAAAGUUAAUUAAUAACAAAUAUUUUACUGGAAGAUCAGUGUGUGAACGAAAUGGGUACAAAAGAUUUUUAGCUGUUCUUGAUGAAAAAAUAACAGGCAAUGUGACGACAACUUGUGGUUGUAAACGAGAAAACGACAUGGAAAUAAUAGAAGAUUAUAAUUGGACAUUUCCAGAUUGUAGAUACAACUCAUCUUUAUUUGAUUUGGAUUUAACAACUGAUAAUUUAGAAUCACAGAUUAAUGUGAAUGUUCAAAUUUCAAAAUGGUAUUCUGUUAUCUUCUCUACAUUUAAUAAUUACUUUUUAAACUCCAUAAGCAAAACAAAUUCAAUUUUGACUUUUGAAAAGUUUGAUAUGAACCAAAACACAACGGUCGUUUUUAAUAUAAACGUUUUGAUUAACAAUUUGCAGAUCAAUUCAAUUGGGAUGUAUCAAUUUUCAUAUGAUUUGAAUGUUAUGAAUGUUGUGUAUAACGAGGAAUUUAAAAAUGCAAUUCUUUUUGUUAUAAAAGGAAAAUUGACAAAUAAAAAUAACGUUUUAAGUUCUUGUGGAUUUAGAGCAUUUUACACCAACAAUGAUGGGUAUAUGUGUUAUUGUAAUUACACUCAAGGAACUUGGGACCCAUCAUCUGAGAAUGCUUUAUAUAAAGGAGAUUGCUUUAACUACACAACACAGUCUGAAUUGAUAUUACAACUUAAAACGGAUAAAUACACUUUGACAGAUGAUCAAAAUUGGAAACAAAUAAACGUUCUCGAUAGGACUUUAACUAUUAAUGGUGAUCAUGAAUUAAUUGUGUCAUUUAUUAAACUUGAAAGAGACCUCCUUCUAUAUACAAAAAUGACUGUCAAGAGUGAAAUACAAUUUGUUAAAAACACGCAUUGUAUUGUGAAAAAAGGAGGUUCAUUAGCUAUCGAACAAAACGUACAAAUUUUAUUGAAUGAUGUCACAAACAACAUAAAUUACAAUGGAAAAAUACAAAUUGAAAGAGGAGGAGUUUUUGAAUGUACAAAAUUAUCAAAAGCAAUCAGAUGGUUAAACACACGUCCAACCGACUUUUGCGUUGAAUUAAUUUCAUUUCAAACCUAUCAAAAUAGAAUAUUCACGUUAUCUAAUUCUAUUUUUAUUCAAAACAAAUUAGUGAGAGUCUGUCCAAAUGGCGUUUCUUUAUCACAAAAAACUUGUUGUAAUUUUACUGGGAAUAACAUAGACGAUUAUCAAAGUUAUGAAAACAAAGUACUUCAUUGCCCAAUUAAUACUGAAAAUGCUACUCUUGUAAUCAAAAAUAAAUACUUGAAACAACCGAGCGAUUUCAAAGGUGUGUUUAGUCAAUACUACCAAAACUAUAAACAAAUAACAUUCGAGAAGAAACAAAACUGGAACACACAAUUUAAUGAAACAAAAGAAACUAUAUUAAUGAUAUCGAAAAAUUCUUUAAAUAAAGGAAAUUAUAAACUGCUUUCUGGAACAUCAAAAUUGUUUCUUGGCACCAAUUUUGGUUUUGAAAUAUCCACUCAAAAAUUAAAUUCCAAAUCAGCUCAAAAUGACUUGGUAAUAACCAGUGACACUAACUAUCCAUGUAAAUCGUUGGAAGCAAAAGCAGUUGGUAAUUACAAUUCAAUGUGUUUAGCGUGUAACAAUUCGUAUUAUCUUUUUAACAAUAUAUGUAGUCCUAUAUCAAAAUAUUGUGAUAACAUUUAUACAACUAAGACAUAUUCAAUCUGUGAAGAAUGUAAAUUAGGUUAUGAAGCAAAUAGAAACAACUGUGUACAGUGUGGGUCUCAAUGUCAACAUUGUUCUAAUAACAAGUGUGUACUUUGUAAAAGGAAUUACUACUUUAAUAACAAUGGCAUUUGUACUCGAACAAAUGACGCAAAAGGAAAUAUUGUGUUAUACGAGUUACAAAGUAUAAGAAAGUGUAUUAUUGGAUAUUACAGUUCAUUAGUAAAAUGUCUUCCAUGUUCAGAUAAUUGCAUUCAAUGUUACAACUCUACACUUUGCCAAAUUUGCAACACUAAAAGCUUUUUAGUUGAAAAUGAGACUUCCAAAUUUUGUGAAAUACAGAGUAAUGUUGAACUCUCCAGUAACACUAAAGUGAUCUUCUGCAAAAAUUCGUUUUAUUUAAAUUAUGAAGAAAAUGUGUGUGAAAACUGUUCUAUGAAAUAUGGCGAAUUGUGUGAUUCUUGUGAUUCCAAAAUGUGUUUUAAUUGUUCUCAAAAUGGUAUUAUUAACGCAAUAACAGGACAAUGUGAAGUACUUUCAGAAACAAGUUGUCAAAUGACACCAAAUACUUUUUGCACGAUUUGUGCAACAACCAAUUAUUCAAUCAAUUCCAGCGGCUUUUGUGACAUCAAUACAAACUGUUUAGUAUCUUGGAAAAACGAAAACUGUCAAGUAUGUGACGAAGGGUAUUUCCAUGAUGUCAAUAACUCAUGUAUAACGAUAGAAACACAACAUGAUAAGUGUAUUAAAUUAACACCUGAAAAAGACCGAUGUUACCAGUGUAAAACUGGGUACUAUCUUUCAAACAAUUAUUGUGAAAAAUGUUUUAAUAACUGUAUCGAUUGUUACAAUGAAAGACAGUGUCUUUUGUGUGAAGAUGGAUAUUAUUUACAAGAUAAUGGAUCGUGUGCACUCAUUUCUGGUAUAUCAAAUCAUUGUAAUAGACUUAUAAAAGGUGGUUCCUCGUGCGCGCUUUGUGAUUUUAAAUACUUUAGAAACGCCAAAGGUAUGUGCGAGAAGUGCAUAGAAAGUUGUGCUAAUUGUAAUCAGAAUUCCACGUGUCUUAAUUGUGAAAAAGAAAAUUAUUUAUUAACAGAUUCGACCAAAUGUGUUUCUUAUGAAGAAUUGGUGAAUUGCACAUCAAAAAGUCAGAGUGGUUGUCUGUUGUGUGAUACAGGUUUUUAUAUUGACAAUCAAAGGUGUCUGCCUUGUAAUUCAAAAACAGAUAAUUGUACUGAGUGUGUGCAAUAUGGAGUUUGUGUGCUUUGUGAAGACUCUUUAAUUCUUAAAGGUGAGAAGUGUAUUCCAAUGAGUGGAGUUUCAAAAUGUGUCGAAAUUGUCAAUUCGAAAUGUUCAAAGUGUUCUUUUUGGUAUAUUCCAGAAUCUUCAGGGACGUCUUGUAAUUCACGAGCGGUGUGGUGGGUCAUAUUUAUAAGUGUUUUGUUCAUAGUGAUAAUAAUACUAACACUCAUCUUAUUAACACUCUUACUCAUUUUAAAGGUGUUACAACACAAAAGGCAAGAAGAAGAAAGAAAGAAAACUUGUCUCUUUGUUAUGAGUAGUUCCAAUGUCAAAUUUAUGAAGACUUCAAACCAAGAAAUUGUUGUUAACAUGAAAGAAAUACAAUUUGAAAGUGACUCAUUUGGCGACAUCAAAGUUGGUGAAGAAACGCGUGAAUUGAUCUGUGUUGGCAAUAUCUCCAAAAACACUGUAAAAGUACAGUUUUCUUCAAAAGAAAGCAAUUAUAAAUACUCAUUUAGAACACAACCAAAAGUUAUAGCUAUUCCAAAAGGAAAAGCGUGUGAAUUUGAAAUAUUUUUAACGCCAAACUGUUCGACUAAAAUAAACGACAAAAUUCUUUUAUUCUCUGCAAAUUUGAAAAGUGGAAAGACCACUGAAAUUCAAAUUCAAAUUACAGCGAAAACUGAGAUAUCAACUAAAUUAGACCCAGAUGAGUUAAUUGACAAUAAAAAAGUUGGUGAAGGUAGUUUUGGGAUUGUUUAUCAAGGGGAGUUCAGAGGGAGUGACGUUGCCAUAAAGAAGAUGAAAGAGAUGAAUCAGAGUGAUAAGGCCAUACAAGAGUUUGAGAAGGAAGUUGCCAUGUUAGACAAGUUUAGAAGUGAAUAUAUAAUUCACUUUUAUGGUGCCGUGUUUAUACCAAAUAAGAUUUGUAUUGUAACUGAAUUUGCUCAAUAUGGGAGUGUUAGAGACUUAAUGAAACACAUGAAAAACGAAGAGAUUGCGGUUAACAUGAAAGUCAAAUUGUGUUUAGAUGCGUCUAAAGGUAUUUUGUAUUUACAUGAGAAUGGGGUGUUACAUAGAGAUAUAAAACCAGACAAUUUCCUUGUGUUUUCACUUGAUUCAAACGACAAGGUCAAUGCUAAAUUGACGGAUUUUGGAAGUGCAAGAAAUGUGAAUCAACUUGUUUCUAAUAUGACAUUCACUAAGGGAAUUGGUACACCAAAAUACAUGGCGCCUGAGGUCUUAAACAAAGAAAAAUACACAAAAGGCGCAGACGUCUUUUCAUUUGCUAUUUCAAUGUAUGAAGUGUUUAUCUGGAAAGACCCAUUCCCUAAAGACAAAUUUAUUUUUCCAUGGUCAAUUGCAGAUUUUAUUAGUGCUGGAAAACGAUUUGAAAGACCAGAAGAAAUCCCAAUAAAACUGUUUGAUAUUUUAAAUAUGAUGUGGGAACAAAAUACACAAGAAAGAUGCGAUAUAAAGGAAACUAUCGAAAUGCUUGAAAAUUACUUGAAUUGA